This is a messenger RNA of Biomphalaria glabrata, 978 nucleotides long. RefSeq lists its product as uncharacterized. The transcript is spliced from 6 exons. Lineage: Eukaryota; Metazoa; Mollusca; Gastropoda; Planorbidae. The record is from RefSeq and is a predicted model, not a curated record. The coding region runs from base 78 to 812 and encodes 244 amino acids.
UUUAUUGUAAUGUAUUUCCUGUUAAUGUAGAAUGGAAUCGAAAUAAAUAUUGAAAACAUUUUACCAAAGUUGUAACAAUGUUUUCUGAUCACCACUUCAAACGUUUGCUACUAUUUAUUCUAGUUUUGAUUGAACCAGGUGGUUCUCAUGUUAGUGUCUACCCAGCCAGGAGAAACGUAAGCACGAAUGACUACUUCCUCUACUUUUACGAGUUGGUUGAGGUUAUCUGUUCCUUCAAUAUUACACCUCAGACUGUCAAGUGGCACUGGAAUCUCUCCUGCGUGCACAACAUGGCGCCCUUCAUGCCAGCGGAUACAGAGACCUCUUGGGUUGAAAGUACACCCUCUCUGAGACUUGAUUGCGACGAGGUACUCAAAUGUAACUACAGACACGUCAGCAAGAUGCUCUUUCAGUACCAUGGUCAGCCCAGUUCCUGCACUGUCAACUGUUCCUGCCUUAGUAUCCUAGGCAUCCCAGUAGCCACUGCUCAUGAAGAGUUAGUCUUUAGAUCGAUGCCACCAAUAUCAGAUUUUCGAAGUUUAGAGGUGAAAAAAUGUUAUGAAGAAAUGCACUGGGAAGGACCUUCAAUUGCAACAAUAGUCUUCAUUCUGGUGAUAUCUUUAUGCCUACUACACUACAACACAUUACCUGCAAUAGAAUCUAAGGACAAGCCUAUUCGUCAUGUCUCCAAAAAGGAAAAGAAAUAUAUCAUGAAAUCUAUCUACGGUGAGGUCUGUGAUAUGAGCGCCAUUCCUGAGAGCAUUGACAGCUUCAGUGAAAUGCUAGUUACAAUGGACAGCAGCAGAGCAUAAAUUGAUAAGUGAGAAUCUCUGUAGAGCAGUGAGUUAAAACAAAAUAUCCACUGAGCAGUAAGUUAAAACACAAUAUCCCCAGAGCAGGGAGUUAACCCAUAUCCUACUUUGUACACUGGCAGUGUACGUUUCUAAAAAAUGUAUAUUAAAAAAACUCUUAAUUUUU